AUGGACAGGAAACUACAGAAGAUGAACGCGAAGCUGAACCCCACGAAGCUGCCGCACAACCCGAUCUCCAAGAAUGCGCGCAAGAAGGAGAUGGAGCUUAAGAGCAAGGAACAGAAGCAGAUCAGAGCACAGGCAGAGAAGUCGUUGGACGCUGCCAACUGGACCAAGGAGGUCUUCAAGGGCGACAAGUUUGCUGGACGGGUAGAGGAAAGUCUUGAGGACAAGCUCGUCAAGUCUGCGGUGGGUCUGGUGACCUACGACGAGCUGUGCGAGAAGAGAGAGACGCUCGCGCAGGAGAUGGCGAGCGAGAAGGAGGCAGAGGCUUCCGCAGCUAAGAAGCACAAGAAGCAGAAAUCCCGCAGCACCCUCUCGUUUGACGUGGAUGAGGACGAGACAGGCCUAGCAGAAGAGCCCUGA
Guillardia theta CCMP2712 is the source of this 417-nucleotide messenger RNA. RefSeq lists its product as hypothetical. NCBI's taxonomy places the organism in Eukaryota, Cryptophyceae, Pyrenomonadales, Geminigeraceae. The transcript has a single exon. The record is from RefSeq and is a predicted model, not a curated record. The coding region runs from base 1 to 417 and encodes 138 amino acids.